AUGCGGCUCUGCACAGGCACUGCACCUCCACGGGAACCCAUCCAUCCGUCCACCCCCCUUUGGACAAUCAAACGACGGCAAAGUACCGUAAUGAUUCAUCUCGCCUACACUCCAAACCCAAUUUGCCAUGUGGUCGGCCGCCACGCUUUGUCAGAAAAGUCCCUGUCCCCGCCCUCCGUUGAGCCGGUGGAUGGUGGGAAAACACACAAGUGGCAAAAGACGAGUAGAAGCGGCGGGAAAGCCAUGGCAUUCCAGCCAGCCACUCCCGGCCUCACUCCCCAACCCACCUGCACCACAAACCCACCAUACCCAAACCAGCAGCUCAACAGCAUCCCACACAGCCCAACGAACCCUUCCUCAAUGCGCGCUACUACAGUAGUUACGGCAACCAGGACCCCCACCCCAUCACGUGUCCACGCUUCCCACGCACCGCCACUUCGCGCAACCAUCGCCUGGACAGGCAGAGUAGCAGGAUGGCUUGAUAAAUCUACUCAUGGUACGAGGAGCCCAUGCAAUGAGGUACAGGGCUUGGUGCACAAUGCGAGUACCCUCCCAACGAGGCUAGUUGCAGUUGCCGUUGCCAGUGCCGUUGCCGUUGCAGGUGAGUUGCGCGGCGAGGAGGUGAAUCGGAGUUUGGACCGGAGUGCAGGGGUGGAAAGUUCGGAGUGGGAGUCGGGAGGCGGGACUUGGCGUUGGUCUUGUCCAGGACGGCGUGGAAAUCAGGAUGAACAUUUCAAGUGCGAUUGCAAACCACGGAAUCACGUUUCCCGUUCUUUCCGAUUGUCUUUGCCCCUUCGUUUUCCGUCAAUGUCUACGAGUUCUCCAUCUUCAUCGGGCUAUCGUGUUGUGGAGUGGUUGUCUGAUAAACACCAGCGGAUCAGCAAACAGCUGGGGCCUGGGAAUUGGGGACUCGGGACUACAGGAUCUGCCCAACGUCCAGAAGAAAAGGAAUAG
Plenodomus lingam JN3 is the source of this 954-nucleotide messenger RNA. RefSeq lists its product as uncharacterized. NCBI's taxonomy places the organism in Eukaryota, Fungi, Ascomycota, Dothideomycetes, Pleosporales, Leptosphaeriaceae. The record is from RefSeq and is a predicted model, not a curated record.